Athalia rosae (coleseed sawfly) is the source of this 1058-nucleotide messenger RNA. It is a transcript of the gene Sf3a2, whose product is annotated as splicing factor 3A subunit 2. Gene Ontology annotation, biological process: spliceosomal complex assembly. The coding region runs from base 182 to 1003 and encodes 273 amino acids. The record is from RefSeq and is a predicted model, not a curated record. Gene Ontology annotation, molecular function: nucleic acid binding; zinc ion binding. Gene Ontology annotation, cellular component: U2 snRNP; nucleus; U2-type prespliceosome. The transcript has 3 exons. NCBI's taxonomy places the organism in Eukaryota, Metazoa, Arthropoda, Insecta, Hymenoptera, Athaliidae.
CAUGUCAACGCUCAAGGGUUAGGAUCAUAAUUUAUUUGAAAUCUCUGCUUGGGCGUUCGUAGUCCGUGGUGUUUACGGUUGGGUAAAAUCAAAGGAUUGAGCAAAUGAUGUUUCAAUCAUAAUGCAAUUACAUUUCCAUCAUCAGAAUAAUUCGAAUUAAUUUGAUAACCGCCUGUGAACGAUGGAUUUUCAAAACCGACCCGGCGGCAAGACUGGAGGUGGUGGGGUUGCUUCAUGGUCAGAAAGUAACCGUGACCGAAGAGAACGCCUCCGGCAACUUGCCUUAGAGACUAUUGAUCUGAACAAAGAUCCCUAUUUUAUGAAAAAUCAUUUGGGCUCAUAUGAAUGUAAACUGUGUCUAACGCUCCAUAAUAAUGAAGGUAGCUACUUGGCACAUACUCAGGGUAAAAAACAUCAGGCUAACUUAGCCAGGAGAGCUGCAAAGGAAGCUAAAGAAGCCCCACAAACGCUUGCACCAGAGAAACCAAGGGUAGAGCCCAAGAAAUUUGUGAAAAUUGGACGUCCUGGUUACAGAGUAACCAAGCAAAGAGAUCCAGAGUCUGGUCAACAGAGUUUACUUUUCCAAGUUGACUACCCAGAAGUUGCUGACAAUAUAAUACCAAGACACAGGUUCAUGUCUGCAUAUGAACAGCGGGUUGAACCGCCAGAUCGUAAAUGGCAGUACCUUCUUUUUGCUGCUGAACCUUACGAAACUAUUGCUUUCAAGGUUCCCAGCAGAGAGGUGGAAAAGGCUGAGGGAAAAUUCUGGACGCAUUGGAACAAGGACACGAAGCAAUUUUUCCUUCAAUUUGCGUUCAAAAACGAAAAACCAUCGAUAGGCAAAGUCCCACCUCCCCCUGUGCCCUUAAUACGUCCUGGAAUGGGACCACCAAUGAUGCCUGUCCCACCACCUCCUAGACCACCAAUGUUUAACCCUGUUCCGCCACCCCCUGCAUUACUGGCGGGAAUGCAAAUCCCACCACCUCCUCCCCAUUUGAACUAAAAUAAUCAUGUAUUCACAAUACCGUUUUAUUAAUAAACUUCAAUUUGAAUCUGUG